Messenger RNA from Jaculus jaculus (lesser Egyptian jerboa), 4000 nucleotides. It is a transcript of the gene Ivns1abp, whose product is annotated as influenza virus NS1A binding protein. NCBI's taxonomy places the organism in Eukaryota, Metazoa, Chordata, Mammalia, Rodentia, Dipodidae. Bases 545 to 2473 code for a protein of 642 amino acids. The record is from RefSeq and is a predicted model, not a curated record. The transcript is spliced from 15 exons. Gene Ontology annotation, molecular function: protein binding.
CUCCGGGACGCGUGUGGAGGUCGCUCGAUCGGAGCUCCCGGGCGCGUUCUCUCGGUCUGCGGCUUCGGCGCGUCGGUGGCCGCCGGCGAGCGAGUUCUCUAGCGCGUCCUCCGCGGAGCUACCCUCCCCCCGCCCUGCUCGCAGCCUCCGCGGACCGGCCGGUCGUCCUCCCGCCCGGUCGCUUCCCUCCUCCCUCCGCCGCUUCGAGGCGUCUUCCGUUGGGCCGAUUCCCGCCCGCUUCCUCGUGCAGCUCAUCGAAGCGCUAGAGAUGAGUUUUCCCAUCUCUUCAGAGAUGAACCAGAUUAUGAUGCAUGAUUACCACAGAAGAAAUUCGUGUCUAUAGCUUUUAAGGACUUGAUUACAUCAUUUUCAAGCCUGAUAGUUUUGGAACCACCAUUAGAGCUUAAGACAUCUACCUUUACUUCAGCCACCUGUCUUCACACCUUAACGGAGCACUUCGUUUAAACACUCCUUUGUCUUCGAAUCAUUUGAGUUUCCAAUAAUACAUUUCUUGCCAGUACAGUAGCCAAAUUUAUAAGGAAAAAUGAUUCCCAAUGGAUAUUUGAUGUUUGAAGAUGAAAACUUUAUUGAGUCUUCUGUUGCCAAAUUGAACGCCCUGAGGAAAAGUGGCCAAUUCUGUGAUGUUCGACUUCAGGUGUGUGGCCAUGAAAUGCUAGCACACAGGGCAGUACUGGCUUGCUGCAGCCCCUAUUUAUUUGAAAUCUUUAACAGUGAUAGUGAUCCUCAUGGAGUUUCUCAUGUUAAAUUUGAUGAUCUCAACCCAGAAGCUGUUGAAGUCUUGCUGAAUUAUGCAUACACUGCUCAGUUAAAAGCUGAUAAGGAAUUAGUGAAAGAUGUUUAUUCUGCAGCAAAGAAGCUAAAGAUGGACCGCGUAAAGCAGGUUUGCGGUGAUUAUUUACUAUCUAGAAUGGAUGUUAGUAGCUGCAUCUCUUACCGAAAUUUUGCAAGUUGUAUGGGAGACUCCCGUUUGUUGAAUAAGGUUGAUGCUUAUAUUCAGGAACAUUUGUUACAAAUUUCCGAAGAGGAGGAAUUUCUAAAGCUUCCACGACUAAAGUUGGAGGUAAUGCUUGAAGAUAACGUUUGCUUGCCCAGCAAUGGCAAACUGUAUACAAAGGUAAUCAACUGGGUGCAGCGCAGCAUCUGGGAGAAUGGAGACAGCCUGGAAGAGCUGAUGGAAGAGGUUCAAACCUUGUACUACUCAGCUGAUCACAAGCUGCUUGAUGGGAACCUACUAGAUGGACAGGCUGAGGUGUUUGGCAGUGAUGAUGACCACAUUCAGUUUGUGCAGAAAAAGCCACCACGUGAGAAUGGCCAUAAGCAGAUAAGUAGCAGUUCCUCUGGAUGUCUCUCUCCUCCAAAUGCUUCCGUGCAAAGCCCUAAGCAUGAGUGGAAAAUCGUUGCUUCAGAAAAAACUUCAAAUAAUACUUACUUGUGCCUGGCUGUGCUGGAUGGUGUUUUCUGUGUCAUUUUUCUUCAUGGGCGAAACAGUCCACAGAGCUCACCCACAAGUACUCCAAAACUAACCAAGAGUUUAAGCUUUGAGAUGCAACCGGACGAGCUCAUAGAAAAGCCCAUGUCUCCCAUGCAGUAUGCACGGUCAGGUCUGGGGACAGCAGAAAUGAAUGGAAAACUCAUAGCUGCAGGUGGCUAUAACAGAGAAGAAUGUCUUCGAACAGUUGAAUGCUAUGAUCCACAUACAGAUCAUUGGUCCUUUCUUGCUCCCAUGAGAACACCAAGAGCCCGAUUUCAAAUGGCUGUACUUAUGGGUCAGCUUUAUGUGGUAGGUGGAUCUAAUGGCCAUUCGGAUGACCUGAGUUGUGGAGAAAUGUAUGAUCCAAGCAUUGACGAUUGGACCCCUGUUCCAGAGUUGAGAACUAACCGUUGUAAUGCAGGAGUAUGUGCUCUCAAUGGGAAAUUAUAUAUCGUUGGUGGCUCUGAUCCAUAUGGUCAGAAAGGACUGAAAAAUUGUGAUGUAUUUGAUCCUGUGACCAAGUCAUGGACGAGCUGUGCUCCUCUUAACAUUCGUAGACACCAGUCUGCAGUGUGUGAGCUUGGUGGUUACUUGUAUAUAAUCGGAGGUGCAGAAUCUUGGAAUUGUCUGAACACAGUAGAACGUUACAAUCCUGAAAAUAACACCUGGACCUUAAUUGCACCCAUGAAUGUGGCUAGACGUGGAGCUGGAGUAGCUGUUCUUGAUGGAAAACUGUUUGUAGGUGGUGGCUUUGAUGGUUCUCAUGCCAUCAGCUGUGUGGAGAUGUAUGAUCCAAUAAGAAAUGAAUGGAAGAUGAUGGGAAAUAUGACUUCACCAAGGAGCAAUGCUGGGAUCACAACUGUAGGGAACACCAUUUAUGCAGUGGGAGGAUUUGAUGGCAAUGAAUUUCUGAAUACAGUGGAAGUCUACAAUCUUGAGUCCAACGAGUGGAGCCCUUAUACAAAGAUUUUCCAAUUUUAACAGAUUUAAGGCCCUUUCAAACUAACAGGCUUAGUGAUGUAAUUGUGUUUAGCAGAGGCACACUUGUGAAUAAGGAGGGUGGGUGGGGUAGAUGUUGCUAACAGCAACACAAAGCUUUUGCAUAUUGCAUAUUAUUAAACAUGCUGUACAUACUUUUUGUGUUUGGAAAGGAAUGCAAAGAUGAAGGUCUGUUUUGUGUAUUUUUAAAACUACUUUGGUUAUUUUACGUUUUGGAAAUUGAGAUUAUAAAAGAAUAAACUGAGAAUUGAUUGGGAACAUCAUUUCAAGAAGUCCCUGCUCUUCCACAUUUGUUUUGCCAAUUUGCACAUUAAGUGACUCUUCCUCAGUUCUCUCUCACGGAGCAAGAGGGUAGAGUUUAAAUAUAGGCCGUUGGGUUUUUUAAGGGCCCUUUUUCAAUAACUGGAACACUCUAUACAAAAGAAACUUAUUUAAGUAGAUUACAGCAACUAUUUUUGUUUUUAUUAAAAGCAAGCUGACAUGCCUACCAAUAUUAGUCUUUUAUGAUUGUCUUUUUUAUAACUUUUUAUAUUCUCAGCAGAGUGCUUCAUCUGUUAGUCAGAUGUGACAGAUUGAAGUUACUGAAGCAGAGUGGUGGUCUCAAGAUACAGAGUAGGGCAUUGUUGUUUUGUUUUGAAAUGCUCAGAAUGCAAAAACUUGGAAGCGUUUGCCUCACCUAUACUUUUCUUUUUGAGGAUGCAGUGUCAGUGUGUAUUUGGAGUUGCCGAACAGUAACACAGUGAUGGUAUUCCGCAUUUCAGAUAAUGGUUUGAAUUAUUUUGACUUUUUGAGGGUAGGAUGUUUAACCUGUCUUUAUGUAUCAUUAACAAAACAAUUGUAACUGGAAGUCCUUGGUUGAAAAAACAAUUGUAUUGGGUCUUUGUGAGUGCAGGCUUUACCAGAACUAUGCUUUGGUAACACUGAUUGGAAUGACCCGUGUCUAAUGUGUAGUGCUGCACACCUAACUUACGGUGCCAACAUGAGCAUAAUGCUUGCUGAGGAUGCAGACAUAUUAAAGGUACUUUGUAGUAAAUCCUCAAAUCAUGGGAUUAAUGUCUACAUGUUUGUGUUUUCAAUUCAUUGCUAAAAAUUAAGGGGAAAUUCCUUUUAUCAGUGAAGAUGGGCUUCCGGUAUAUCUGAUAUAUCUGAAAGAAGGGGCUUUUGUUUUGUUUUUCAUAGAUGAAGCACGUGGGAACUUAAUGAGCCAGCUGGCAUGAAAUGACUUAAUCAGCUAACUUGGGCUAGGGAAGAAUUUUGACCUUUUUUUUUUUUUAAAAUGUUUUGCCAGCCCUUUGCCACCUGACUUAGUUUCAUGACCACCAAGGGGAAAAAAAUCGGUUCACCUGGUUACUAUGUAGUCCUUACUAAACAUCUUUUUCUCUGGUUUGUUUCUGCAUUAAAACUCGCUUAGCAAGUUAGCAGAUUGCCUAAUUGGUAACUUCUUUUUAUGGAUCUGUGUAUGUUCUAUUCAGCACAAGGAAAUAAAGUUUUAGUUGAGGAGCACUGAAA